AUGGGCCUGUCUUCUUUUUGUAGGUAUAAAGGCUUCAUCAAAGAUUGUCCCAGUGGCCAGUUGGAUGCUGCCGGUUUUCAGAAGAUUUACAAACAGUUCUUCCCCUUUGGAGACCCAACUAAAUUUGCCACAUUUGUCUUCAAUGUUUUUGAUGAGAACAAAGAUGGACGGAUUGAGUUUUCAGAAUUUAUCCAGGCCUUAUCUGUCACUUCACGUGGGACCCUGGAUGAGAAGCUGAGAUGGGCAUUUAAACUGUAUGACUUGGACAAUGACGGCUACAUCACACGAAACGAGAUGCUGGAUAUUGUGGAUGCAAUUUACCAGAUGGUGGGUAACACAGUGGAGCUUCCAGAGGAGGAAAACACUCCAGAGAAGAGGGUGGACCGGAUUUUUGCAAUGAUGGACAAGAACUCCGAUGGUAAACUGACUCUGCAGGAAUUUCAAGAAGGAUCAAAGGCAGACCCCUCGAUUGUGCAGGCACUAUCUCUAUAUGAUGGAUUGGUAUAG
This is a messenger RNA of Staurois parvus, 507 nucleotides long. The record is from the annotation of a GenBank genome assembly. NCBI's taxonomy places the organism in Eukaryota, Metazoa, Chordata, Amphibia, Anura, Ranidae.